Messenger RNA from Drosophila subobscura, 2581 nucleotides. RefSeq lists its product as uncharacterized. Gene Ontology annotation, cellular component: membrane. The record is from RefSeq and is a predicted model, not a curated record. NCBI's taxonomy places the organism in Eukaryota, Metazoa, Arthropoda, Insecta, Diptera, Drosophilidae. The transcript has 6 exons. The coding region runs from base 513 to 2447 and encodes 644 amino acids.
CUUGCUCAGUCACUAACGAAAGCGCCAAGCGGCCGCAACGCAAGCAGAGAGCUCUCCUACAAACGGCUAACGGUACUGUGAGUGGAUGUGAAUUGUUUCGUUUCGUUUCGUCUCCGUCUCUCGUUUUUCUUUUCGGCCAUCCACCGAUUACUAUUUUUUUUGUUGCUGUUUCGCUCUUCGGCGUUCAUUGAUCGUCUCGUCGCAGCAUCCAAUCUACCAAUAUCGUGCACCUGUGUGAGAGUGAAAUGGAAUUUGUUGAAUGUUAAUUGCACGCAGCAGGCUGCCGGCAAACCACCAGCAACAGCAUCAGCACCAGCUCUAGCAGCAGCACCAGCAGCAGCACCAGCCGAAGCUCAGCAUCAACGGCAGCAGGAGAAAAUCGUUGAUAAAUAGACAAUAACAUAAAACAAAGGCCACAGACGCCGCUUCAAUUAGCCUUGUCAAUGAACCAGUGACACGAUCCUCAGCAGCCCGAGCAUCAUCCUUAGCGAGCGAAGAGCCCGAGAGCAGACAUGACAGAGACAGGCAGCCAGCAGGCGGGAGGCUCUGGUGCGGUCGCUGAUUUCAAUGGCCGCCACUCGGCCUCGCCGGCACGCACCAUUGACUCGCACGACUCCACCACGGGCAGCAUGGACACCAUUGUGGACCGCAGCUUGAACCGCGAGGAGCUGCUGCAGGUGGCCAGCAGCAACAUCGAGCAGAGCACCAACACCAGCAACAACCACAUGGGGCCAAGCGGCAGCUUGACCAACUCACAGAUUGGCAUUCUGCAGCGAGAACAGCAGCAGCAGCAGCAGCUGGAGCAGGAGCAGGCACGACAGGAUGCCCAGAGUCACAUCUAUUCGAGUCCCGUGUACGAUGAGAAGCCGCAGCCAUUGAAGCUGUCGGGCGCCUCGCUGCUCGCCGCUGCCAUGGACAUGGAUGCGGCCAAGGCCAAGACCAACAGCCAGAGCCUGGACGAGGCCAAGAAGCCGAAACUGAUUUCGCAUCAGGAAUUCAAGCAGCAGCUGGAGGAGGCCAUGGCCACGCGCCACCCGUCGGCCAAUCAGGCGGCAACCCUCAACGCGAACACCAUCGAUUCGCGGAUCAGCAAGAAGCAGCGCUGCCCGCCGGAGUUCAUCAAGUACAAGGGCGGGUCCGGGGGCAGCGAUGGCGGCGGCAGUGCCAGCUCCACGCUGUCGGCGAAGGCGCGACGCAAGCGCCGGGCGAGCAAUGAAUGCUGCUCGGCCUUCCCGCUCCAGAUCGUGCUCGGAACGUUGCAGCUCGUCUUGGCCAUCUCCCUGGUGGCGCUUGGCGCGCUGCUGAUCGUGCGCGAGGCGGCCUUGUCGAUGGCCGGCUGUGGCAUCUGGACGGGCCUGAUUGCGGCCGUCACUGGAUCCCUGGGCGUGGUCAGCAUGCGGAAGACGCAGACGGCAUUUCUGGCUCUCAGUUUGGUCUGCAUUGCCAGCAGCACGCUGGCACUGGCCAUUUCGGGCGUGGGCCUCUCGCGGGAUCUCAACCGCAUGGCCGAGCAGAAGGGCGAGCAGUUUGACCUGAUGAAUGCCAAUAGUGAAGUUUCCGCUGCCUGUGGCUUGAUAUUCACCUUGUUUUUACACUUUGUCGUCAGCAUUGUGUCUGUCUAUCGUUGUGCCUUGCAGAUUUGCACCAAAUCGGAGCACAGUGAGCUACGCGACGUAAUCAUCAAGUCGAAGGCCUCGGGCAUAGCCCUGGAUCAACAAAAGGUGGACCAGUACAUCAAGGCCAUGUCCCUCAACGGCAGUGAAAAGGUGCGAACUCUCGGGAGGCAGUUUCUGUUGACUUUUCUAACCGUUUUGCAUGACUUUUUUCCUUUGCAGGCCAACACCGAGAAGCUGGCGGCCAUGUGGAUGUAUGCCACGCAGAUGGGUAGCCUGCCGCCACCUUCGGUGCGCAAGUUGACGCCUCCCUCCCGUCCCAUAAUGCUCAUUCCCUCCGCCGCUGGAAGUGGCCUGCCACCGCCGCCGCCAACACGCCUGCCCCCACCCCCACCUGGCACUGGAGCGGGUCUGCUGCUGCCGGUGCCUCCGCUGGCGGGGCACUAUCGGGGCAUGACGCUGCCGUAUAUGCGACCGGGGCCCGGUGGUUCCGUGAUCUACGCCCAUCCGGCCAGCCUGAGCGGCACCUACCGCACCCACAAGAGCACCAAGUCCGCGGAGCUGAAUGGCCAGCGCAGGCGCCGCCGGGCAGGCAAAUCGGAUGCCAAUCGCCGCCAGCGUCGCAAGUCCGAGGCGGAUGUGCUCGAGGGAUCGGCCAACUUUCAGUACACGGGCCUCGAUCGGGCCAUCGCUGACAGCUUCCUGGCACGCCAGGAGCAGUCACAGGCCGGCAGUCACAUCGAUUACUCCUCGUCAGCGUCCUCGGAACUGUACGGUGGCGGGCAGCGCGCCUCCUCCAAGACGAAGAUCGUCUGUCGCGAUGUGGUGAUGUGAGGGGAUGCACUCCUCACCCCCUUUAAAUUCUUUGUACAUAUAUGCGUAGUCGCGGGCCUGCCUGUGCUCAGCGCUAAAAAGUUUUCAUUUGGAACUUUCCAUGGCCAAACUUUUGUCCCCUUUCCCUUUCCCGU